Molecule: messenger RNA, 2367 nt
Organism: Acyrthosiphon pisum (pea aphid)
Lineage: Eukaryota; Metazoa; Arthropoda; Insecta; Hemiptera; Aphididae
Exons: 2
Coding region: 335-1870 (511 amino acids)
Source: RefSeq, a predicted model, not a curated record
CUCAAAAAAUAAAAUGAAUCGGCACACGAACACAAUUAUUAAUGUAUAAAAAUAUAAGUAAUGUACUUAACUAUUAACAUUAUAAAUACGGCAGUGUACCUGUAUAUAUCAUUCCUAAGUCCUUGGUGAAAUCAGCGGUCAGCGCUGUUUAGCACGGUCAUUGUGAUAUGAUGUAAUAUGACAAUGACAUCCGGUAACACAUAAUCGUAUCACUGAUAAUAACUGAUAUAAUAUGAUAUAAUUUAGAAGAUGUCCGUGCCCAGACAUCAAAACACCGGAGAAACCGAUGCAUACUUAAAUCGUUGCAUUACACUGUUCGUCGUCAAACUUCACAAUGACUCCAUUCGGUAUCGUACUAGUGGCUGCUGUGUUCUCUAUGCAGGUUAUGCAAGCCAUAACACAACCUAAAAAAUAUCGAUGUAAUUCGUUAAGACCGUUGCCUCAACCGGAAUCGGAACCAAUAUCGUCCUGGAUUUUAAAACUACCGCCAUCGGUUACAAAAUCAUCAUCUACAGCCUCAAAAUCUCCAGCUUUGGUUUCAAAAUCAUCGUCUUCAGUCAUCAACUCAUCAUCUUCAGUUCCAAAAUCACCGUCUUCAGUAUCGAAAUCACCAUCUUCAGUUUCAAAAUCAUCGUCUACAGCCACUAAGUCAUCAUCAACUGUUCAAAAAGUGACGUCUACAGUAACUAACUCAUCACGCUCAGCCAACAGAUUGCCACCAGACUCCUUUAGUUUAUUUAAGUUACCAUUAAAAUUAAUUUCUAGUUUACUGAUACCACUAAUACCACCAACAAUUAGACAAAACACAUCUUCGAUUAUUUCACCACUAUUUAGUUUUCAGAUGCCUUUAACAUUCUCAACGAUUCAUCAACCUAACUAUCUACCCUAUAAUACAAAUAACUCAACUGUUCCGUGUAACUCUUUACCCGGUAACACAAACAAUUUACCAAUUCCUUUUAACCCUUUACCUGGCAUCUCGAAUAAUUUACCUAUUUCUUUUAACUCUAUACCCGGUAAUACAAACAAUUUACCUAUUCCUUUUACCUCUACUAUACCUGGUAACACAAAUACCUUACCUACUCCUUGUAAUUCUCUACCUGGUAAUAAAAAUAACUCAACUAAUCCUUGUAACUCUGUAUCUGGUAGCACUAAUACCUUACCUAAUCCUAGUAACUAUCUACCUACUAACAUUAAUACCUUACCUAAUCCUUGUAACUCUAAAGCUGAAAAUGCAAAUAAUUCGAAUAAUGUUCUUUGUAACUCUCUUCUAGGAAAUUCACACAAAUUCAUUAUUUAUAAUUGGAUUUGUAACUAUUUGCUAAACAAAAUUCAAAAUGUAAGCAAUAUUCCACCAAUUGAACUUAUUCCCACGCCUAGCGAACCUAAUCAACUAGCGACGGACAAUUCUACAGUAACACCCAUACCGAGUGACUUUACUGUUACAUCAACUGUUUAUUCACCAACUGAAGAUACACCAAAUGAUAAUAAUACACCAAAUGAUAAUACGCCAAAUGAUAAUACACCAAAUGAUAACACAUCAAAUGACAAUAUACCAAUAUCCACACCACACUAUCCUAUUCCCCCAUGUAUGUUUACACCAAUUAAUAAGAUUCAUACACCUUGCCUACCACUAAUCCAUAUUCCAAAACCAAAACCAAAACCUUGUAGUGUACCAGUGACUUACUCGAAUUCGUAUAUACCAUUAAAGUAUUGUCCACCAAAUCAUGGAUCGUGUUCGCCAUCUUACGCUUAUUUUAAUUCAUUGUUUAAUCCUACAACUUACAAAUAUAAUACAGAUCAUACUUUAAAUCCGCAAGAAGAGAUCCUUUUAAAAAUAUUAAAAAGUGUGAUUUCAAAUCCGAAUUUAUGAUUACCUUCUACAAGUAAGUAGAAAUGAACUUAUAGAUUGACACUAAAUUUACAUUUUACAUUGUAUAUAGAUAUAUUAAAUAAAUAUAGCUUCUUGAUAUUAAAAAAAUAUGGUUUAUUAGGUAUAUAUUUCAAAUUUUUGGAGUAAAUCUUAUUUUAAUAAAUAUAUUAUAUUAUAUAACUAUAUAAAUAUAAUUUAUAUUAAUCAUCAUGGUUUUAUUAUUACUAAAAUAUGUUGAAUUUAAAAUCACAAAAAGGAAAUUUUAAAUCUAGUUAUAAUUUACAUGGGUACUCACAAAUAAUAGCUACAAUUGUUUAUUUUAUUAUUAUUAUUAGUCAUAAUCCUAGUUUUUUAAAUUUAUAUAUUACUCUUUUGUAUACAAUUGUUUUUGAGAUAUUUAAAACAUACAUAUGAAUAAUUAAUGUAUCAAACUAAAAUGAUUUUUAUUCAGAAAAAUCGUAUGAACGAUACACCAAUAUAUAGUAAGUUCUCCGAAA